AUGGCCGAGGGAAGGUUCGCUUCUGUUUACUCAGUUGAAGAAUUCAUUUUAGAAAACAAAAAUACCGCUCAAAAAACUGAAAGAGAUGUAAGAUUGCUUGAAAGAUUUUUGAAAACGAAGGACGAAGACAGGAAAAUUGAAGAUAUUCCAGCGGCUGAGUUGAAUGAAUUCAUUAGCGAAUUUAUCAUCUCCGUACGCACUAAAGUGCGAGUAAGAGUGCGUACGGAGUACGCACUCUUUACAUGACACUAAGUAGUUUGUUGGCAUGGCUUCCUUUAUUGUAAUAUUAAUAUACAUUGAACUUGAUUGAUAUCUGAUGAACACAGGUAAGCUUAAGUGUUAUGAACUUUAUGCACUUUUAUUAACUUGUUGUUGAGAAAUUUUUAAACUACUUUUUACGCUUUUCAUCGCCCCAUUUGUGCUAUUUGUCUACCAAAGACAACACGAAAAAAUCUCAGCACCUAUGAAAUAAACACAUUUAUACAAAUAUUCUUGGUACAUAGAGAUUACUUCAUGGAAAAUGCGCGCGUACGAUUUUCAUUCACUCGUUGAUACGUAUCAGAAAUCUCACUCGUUCGCUGCGCUCACUCGUUCGUUUUCUGAUACUACACAACUCGUGAAUAAAAAUCGUACGCGCGCAUUUUCCAUGAAGUAAUCUAUAUGUACCAAGAAUAUUUGUAUCAACCACUUAGAUCCUUAGACUUGUCUCCACAUUGGUCAUCAAACAAAGUUUCAGCCAGUCAAGCGUUGUUGCAGUUAAUUACAGUUUUAAUUUGUUAAUAACAGCAUACACAGCGACAACAACAAACACUACUACUACUACUACUACUACUACUACUACCUCUACUAAACAGAUCGAUUCUUAAACUAGCCUCCAAAUUGGUCAUUAAAAAAAGUUCCAGCCACUCAGAUGUUGUUGCAGUCAAUUGCUGUUUUACUUUGACAAAAACAGCAGCAACAACAACAAACACUACAACUACUUCUACCGCCACUACU
This is a messenger RNA of Pocillopora meandrina, 996 nucleotides long. Lineage: Eukaryota; Metazoa; Cnidaria; Anthozoa; Scleractinia; Pocilloporidae. The record is from the annotation of a GenBank genome assembly.